AUGAAGGAUAAUCAAAGAGGAUCAGAAGGAGAUGGGGUCGCUGGUGGGACAAUCUUCAUUGGGCCUUUGGAGGUGAAAACCUCACAGGGACCAGAGAGCGUUCAAGGAAAAGUGCCCAAGCUGAUAAAGGGAAUUGAAGAGAUUGGUUAUGAGGAAAGCAGCCAACACUGCAGUGGUACCAAUAUGGAGAAUUCCUCAUACUCACACCCUUCGCUGCUGACCCUCAGUUUUGGCCAAAUAAUGGAAGUCAAGUAUUUUUACAGCGCUUUGGUUUUACUUUGUUUUGUGAUGAUUGUUGUGUCCAACGGUGCAGUGAUCAGCGCCAUAGUGAUACACAGGAGUUUGCAGGAACCAAUGUUCAUCUUUGUUGCCUUUCUUUGUGUCAAUGGACUCUACGGGAGCCUGAUUUUUUUCCCUUUUCUCUUUGUAAACCUUCUUUCCAAAACCCACGUCAUUUCCUACAUUGGUUGUAUCAUACAGGUGUUCAGCAUUCACACUUUCAUAAGCUGUGAAGUUACAAUUCUAGCUGUCAUGGCAUUUGACCGGUACGUGUGCAUCUGUAACCCUCUGAGAUACAAAAGCAUCAUGUCGUUAGCCACAGUGUUCAAGCUGAUUGGUGCAGCCUGGCUGUAUGUGAUCACCCUCAUUACUAUCCACCUGAUACUGACCAUCCGCCUGCCCCUGUGUGGCUCAGUCAUACAGAAGAUCUACUGUGACAACUGGUCAGUGGUGAGACUCUCCUGCAUAGACACAACAGUCAACAAUGUAUUUGGGUUGCUUAUUACAGCAGCUAUUACGUGCUUAAUGCCAGUACUUACCUUGGUCUCCUAUGUUCAGAUUCUAUGGGUGUGCAUGCAGUCCUCUAAGGUUUUCAGAGCCAAAGCCUUGCAGACUUGCACCCCACAUCUUAUAACUCUAACCUAUUUUGUAGCUGAUGUUCUUUUUGAGAUACUACUGCCUCGUUUUCCAAGUACCGUGUUGCCCUAUGAACUGAGGAUCCUCAUGUCAGUGCAGGCCUUUGUAAUAGCACCCAUUCUUCACCCCCUUAUCUAUGGCUGGAAACUAAGGGAGAUUAGACUAAGGGUGUUACAGAUGUUUGGUGCAACGCAAAUUGCAAAUUUACAAAAUAAUCUAUGA
Molecule: messenger RNA, 1137 nt
Organism: Xenopus laevis (African clawed frog)
Lineage: Eukaryota; Metazoa; Chordata; Amphibia; Anura; Pipidae
Product: olfactory receptor 4C6
Exons: 3
Coding region: 1-1137 (378 amino acids)
Source: RefSeq, a predicted model, not a curated record